Messenger RNA from Cololabis saira (Pacific saury), 2847 nucleotides. RefSeq names its product E3 ubiquitin-protein ligase TRIM9. The transcript has 13 exons. NCBI's taxonomy places the organism in Eukaryota, Metazoa, Chordata, Actinopteri, Beloniformes, Belonidae. Bases 51 to 2318 code for a protein of 755 amino acids. Gene Ontology annotation, molecular function: protein binding; zinc ion binding. The record is from RefSeq and is a predicted model, not a curated record.
GCGUCCACAGCAGCAGCGUCUCCUCCGCUGCGCCGACACCGACGGGAGAGAUGGAGGAAGAGUUGAAAUGCCCCGUGUGCGGCUCCCUGUUCCGGGAGCCCAUCCUGCUGCCGUGCUCCCACAGCGUGUGCCUGGCGUGCGCCCGCAACAUCACGGUGCAGACCCCGGACGGGGAGCCGCCGGCGCAGAGCCGAGCCUCCGGCAGCUCCGACUACGACUACCUGGACAUGGACAAGAUGAGCCUGUACAGCGAGACGGACAGCGGCUACGGCUCCUUCACGCCGUGCCAGCUCAAGUCCCCCAGCGGGGUGCGGGUGUUCCCCCCGGCCCCGCACCGGCACUGCUCGCUCACCUGCCCGCUGUGCCACCGGAGCGUCUCCCUGGACGAGCGGGGGCUGCGGGGCUUCCCGCGGAACCGCCUGCUGGAGUCCAUCGUGGCUCGCUACCAGCAGCACCGGGCCCCCCCGUCCUCCUCCUCCUCCAGCGCGGUCAAGUGCCAGCUGUGCGACCGCAACCCUCCGGACGCCACCGUCAUGUGCGAGCAGUGUGAUGUGUACUACUGCCCCGCCUGCCAGCAGCGCUGCCACCCGGCCCGCGGGCCGCUCGCCAAGCAUCGCCUGGUGCCGCCGCCGGGGCGGCCCCAGGCGGGCGGGGCGGCCGGCGGCACCGGCGGAGGCACCGGCGCUCCGCAGCCGCCCGCCGCCGCGCGGAAACCGGGCACCUGCGUGGACCACGAGGCGGAAAACUUCAGCUCGUACUGCUGCAGCUGCAAGGCUCCGGUGUGCGCCAAGUGUCUGGAGGAGGGGAAGCACGGGAAACACGACGUGAAGCCGCUGGCGCUCAUGUGGAAGCAGCACAAAUGCCAGCUCUCCCAGGCCCUGAAUGGCGUGUCCGACAAAGCUAAGGAUGCCAAGGAGUUCCUGGUCCAGCUCAAGAACAUGCUUCAGCAGAUACAGGAGAGCGGUGUGGAGUUUGAAGCUUGCCUCGUGGCUCAGUGUGACUCUCUGAUCGAGGCGCUGACCAGGCAGAAAGCCAAGCUGCUCACCAAAGUCACCAAGGAGAAGGAGUACAAGCUGAAGAUACAAAUGGAAGAAAUGAGUUUCCUCCGCAGGGCGCCUGGGAUCUCCGGGCUCUCCGGGCUCUCCGGACUUACAGAUAGGGUUGUGCGUGACCAGAUCACCCACUGUACCAUGAAGCUACGCCAGACCACGGGCAUGAUGGAGUACUGUCUGGAGGUCCUGAAAGAGAACGAUCCCAGCGGCUUCCUGCAGAUCUCGGAUGCCCUGAUCAAGCGGGUGAAUUCCUCUCAGGAUCAGUGGGUGAAAGGAGCCCUGGAGCCGAAGGUCGGCCCCGACUUUGACCUCACCCUCAACACCGACUCGCUCCUCCAGACCAUCCUGCAGCUGGACUUCUGCCAGGGUAAAGAUGUGCAGGAGAAACCGUUUUUGAAACAAAUGCAGCAGGCAGACAAUGGUGAGGCUGAGAUGGAGAUGGAGAGCCCAGGAGUGGAGUCUGGACCUUCGGUGCCGGCGGCGCCCCUCCUGCAGCUGGAGAAGUGCUGCACCAGGAACAACAGCGCCACCCUGGCCUGGAGGGUGACGGCGCCUUCCAGCAGUCCCAUCGAGGGCUACAUCCUGGAGCUGGACGACGGCAACGGGGGACAGUACAGGGAGGUGUACGUGGGGAAGGAGACGGUGUGCACGGUUGACGGGCUGCAUUUUAACAGCUCCUACAAUGCCAGAGUAAAAGCCUACAAUGCUGUUGGCUUGGGACCGUACAGCAAGACGGUGGUGCUCCAGACCUCCGAUGUGGCAUGGUUCACCUUUGACCCCACCUCAGCCCACCGGGACAUUGUUCUGUCCAAUGAGAACCAGUCAGUCAGCUGCAACAGCUACGAUGACCGCGUGGUGUUGGGCACCGCUGCUUUCUCCAAGGGCAUUCACUAUUGGGAGGUCAGAAUCGAUCGCUAUGACAACCAUCCAGACCCUGCGUUUGGCGUGGCCAGAAUCAACACCAUGAAAGACAUGAUGCUGGGGAAGGAUGACAAAGCCUGGGCCAUGUAUGUGGACAACAACCGCUCCUGGUUCAUGCACAACAAUUCCCACACUAACCGGGCGGAGGGUGGCAUCUCUAAAGGCUCGACCGUGGGCAUCCUGCUGGAUCUGAUCAAACGCACAGUGACUUUCUACAUCAACCAGGAGCAGCACGGACCAACGGCCUUCGAGAACCUGGAAGGCGUCUUUGUCCCCGCUGUUAGCCUCAACCGAAAUGUGCAGGUGACCUUGCUGACGGGCCUCGAGGUGCCAAAGAAAAUCUAACAGUGAGAACUCCCUUGUUCUGCCCUGAGCUUGCCUUGGCUACCAACCAACAACGAUGUCAUGUGUGGCCUCAGUUCACGUCCACCUGGAGCGUUUCCAGAAAUAUCAGCCGGGAUUCAUCUCCGCCUCAUCCUCCUCAAGGUGCCCUUUGGCCGGGAUCCUCCAUAAAGUCACCACAGAGACAAGUGGAGUUAUUUCAGAUAGUCAUGCCCUUUCCACUCCCUGGUUAUUAAUCUAACAACUCCAAGAUACAAACAAUUACUGUGUCGUCAUUAUUCCAGCUUGUGCUAUUUUAGGAAUUGUAAAAAAAAAAAAAGGAUUUUUCUUCAAAGCCGGAGACCAAACUGACAGAAGGCAUUCUCACUGUGCAGUCAAAUUAAAAAUGACACCAUUUUUAAGUUUGACAGCAACUAGGUGCUUUUGGAAGAAGAGAAACAUUGAGAGGAAAGACUGACCUCCAUGCACCCCUCUCAGGUGUGUUUACAGCCUGUAAGCUAAACCUACAGGACGGUCUCAGAAAAUUAGAAUA